AUGGCAAACUCAAAUUCCAUACUGAAUUCAGUUUUCCUUGUUCUAUUAUUAUUCUCUGCAGAGGUAAAUAUUUCAAUAGCGACGAGCUAUCGGGGCCUUGAAAGUAUGAGAAAAAAGAUAGAUAGCCAGGAGAUUUUACGUGAAAUAUGUUCUAAUUUGGGAAAAACACUGACAGAAACUAAAAGGAGGGUAGUAUUGGUGGAUGCAGAUAGAGUGGCACCUGGAGGACCAGAUCCACGACAUCAUUAA
Nicotiana tabacum (common tobacco) is the source of this 249-nucleotide messenger RNA. NCBI's taxonomy places the organism in Eukaryota, Viridiplantae, Streptophyta, Magnoliopsida, Solanales, Solanaceae. The record is from RefSeq and is a predicted model, not a curated record.